Durusdinium trenchii is the source of this 1286-nucleotide messenger RNA. The record is from the annotation of a GenBank genome assembly. Lineage: Eukaryota; Dinophyceae; Suessiales; Symbiodiniaceae.
CAGAAGUGGAAGGUUGCCCUCAUGAUUGCCAGGAACCUCAUGAGCACUCUAUCAGCAAUGAGGAGGCUGUAGAGGAUGUGCCGUUCUUCAUUCACUACGCUGGAAAACGGAGUAGGCUUUCUCUGUUUGAUGAGAAUUUGGCCCCACGGAUUGAGGACUGCAUCAUGGGCUGGGCAGCCAAGAAGGUGGACAAGCAAAACUCAUGGGAGAAAGCAGGGGAGACGGAGCAGCCAUCGUCAGAUCCGGCCAUACACGUUGAGAGGCAAACCAACUCCAGUUCCGUGGAGGCAAACAUCCACUUCCUACAAAAUUUGAAGAACUGGCUCGUUGACUCCAUGGCUUUGUGCUUCUCUUCCCCAAAAGAAGCGUCCCAGGAAUUUCGUGCUCUACUGGCAGAAUUGAGUGGGGAAAAUCCGGACUUGUCAAACAUCGGGGAGGAGUUAGAGCUGAACCCUGAGGGGGAUGUCAACUUUGUGUCUUUGGGGCAAAAACUGCGCCAAUGGGAAGAACAGCAAGAGGCAAUUCGGAGGGAACUACCAGCAGUGAGCUCCACCAAGAGGCCCCCAGGCCGUCCAUUUGGCUCCUGCAAGAAGAGAAAGACCACUGCAGGGGAAGAAGAGGCUGACCAAAAAGACACCAAAAAAAACAAGAAGAAAACGAGAAAAAAAGACACCAAAAAAAAGAAAACAGAGAAUCAGAGUGAAGGGGAAGAGAGUGUGGCAGUCGAGGAGGAGGCUCCACCCACCGAUCCUUUUGGUGAGGUGGAGGAGGCAAACAAAGUACCCAACAAGUGCAGCAUGAUUCCGUUGUACACCAAGUGCAUCAUUGUUGAGUACGCCAAAAAGGUGGCAGCAGAGGGCAAAGAGCGAAGCGUAGAACGGGCAGUCAUGACCCACUUCCGGAAAUAUUUCUUCUCCCAGGAGAGCAAUCAGUGGAAGAGUGGUUUGCUCCGGAAAUGGAUACAGACAUACGACCUGGAGGGACACCACCGUAUCCCUUGGCAAGAAAUGUCUGUAAAGGAUCGCUCCCAGAUGAAGCAAUUGCCGGACUGGCUCCGGCGCGCUAUGCAGCUGCCAGAGCGUUUCCGGAAAGGCCAUGGCAGGCGUGUGCCGCAUGAAGUGGAGGCCACAUUCAAUGAAGUGCUUGAGAGAAUGCUUGCUGGGUUCAAUCGCGACUUGCAAGCCGUCACAAAUCUCAAGAUGCCUGUUCUGGUGGAGACAGCCAAGAGUAUCUUCAAGAAGUGGGCACAGGCUUACAAGAAACUCUGCAAGGAGCAGCAGCCGAUU